Messenger RNA from Sinocyclocheilus rhinocerous, 2454 nucleotides. It is a transcript of the gene ppargc1b, whose product is annotated as peroxisome proliferator-activated receptor gamma, coactivator 1 beta. Gene Ontology annotation, cellular component: nucleus. Gene Ontology annotation, molecular function: transcription factor binding; RNA binding. Bases 64 to 2454 code for a protein of 796 amino acids. NCBI's taxonomy places the organism in Eukaryota, Metazoa, Chordata, Actinopteri, Cypriniformes, Cyprinidae. The transcript is spliced from 11 exons. Gene Ontology annotation, biological process: positive regulation of transcription by RNA polymerase II. The record is from RefSeq and is a predicted model, not a curated record.
ACUGCACGCGGGGAGAGGAGUAUAGCAGCGCUCUCUGGCUCCUCUCAUCUCAUUCUCUAGAAGAUGGCGGACUGCGCUUCACUGUUAGACGAGGAGCUCUCUUCAUUUGUCUUCAAUUACUUGACUGAAAACUCCGGCAGCCAGUAUGGGGAAGAGGAGGUCUGCUCAGACCGCCUGGAUGCUGACUUCCCUGACUUUGACCUCUCGCAACUGGACGCCAGUGAUUUUGACUCAGUGAACUGCCUCAGUGAGCUGCAUUGGUGCAAUGAGCACUCCGAUCACUCCCCUGCCUCCAUACAGUACAGCGGCGGGAACCCAGAGCUAUUCGAGGAAGAAAAUGCGGCACUGCUCGCUGCCCUCACAGACAGCCUGGAUGGCAUUGUUGAGGACGGAGUCGGGGGUCUGUCUGUGUUCCCUUCGCUGGGGGACGACCCUGAGGAGGGUGAGGAGGAGGAAGAUGACCUCCCUUUGGACAGUGAGCCCCUCCCUGGCUCAUUGAGCCCAGAGACAGAAGACCCAUCUCUACUCAAAAAGCUCCUGUUGUCGCCCCCUAAUGUCCCCGCGGGCCUCGAUUCGCACAAAGACAUGCAUCGCCAUAGCAGCAGGAGCCAGCAAGUCAAACCUGUGAGGCCCGUGCUCAAGAAGGACAAAUCAAGCACACAGGAGCGUAAGCCACGACCAGUGAGGCCCUCCGGUCGUCUUUGCACUGAACUCCACCGCCACCUCACCACCGCGCAGGAGGCUGAGGAAGAGGAGGAGGAGGAAGAUGAAGAGGACAGUGACUCGGAAGAGGAGGAGUCAUCCAGCAGCGAGGGCGAGAGCAUGGUGUGCGUCGAGCCGGCAAAGCCUCAGUUCUCCUCGGAGAAGGAACUGCACUCUGUAGUGGAGCUCAUCAAAUACAUGCACACGUACUGCCUGCCCAUACGCAAACAGGCCAACUGGGAUCGCAAAGAGCGUAAGGCCAAGCCCGAGAGCUCGCAGGUCUCCCGCAGCCUUCCUGUGAACUCUCAGAAACCGGCUCCCCAGACCAGGCCGAGGGCUCCUUUCACUCGCCGCAGGGAAAUCAAAGCCCACUCCCUGCUGAAGGAGCUGCUAGAGGCCGUCAGCUCCUUUGACGUAAGCAAGCCUUACAGAAUGCACAGCCCCCCUUAUAUCCACUGCAGAGGGGCUGCGACUCGGCUCGGCGCUGACCUUUCUUCCUCCUCUGCACGUCAGCCCAAAGCCGAACCUAAAGACUCGGACUGCGAGAGCUCGCAGAAGGCCACAAAGCGCACCAAGAGCCCCGAGCCGGAAGAAGGCUCCUUUUCGGUCAGGCGUUCUCGCCGACUGGCCUCCUUCCCCAGCCGAUUCGCUAAGAAAGUGCGUGUGAACUGUGGCCGGUCGGAACCCAGUGUUGUGCAAUCGAGCGAAGAGGAGAACGCGGUCAAGCAUCCUCCCACUGAGCCUCCUUCUGAUAGCAGGCAGAAGAGCAGCUCCCGCAAGGCGUCUGAAGCCCAUAACUCAUGCAGCAAUGAUGAGAAACGCUCCUGCCUCUGUUUGCCGCUGGCGUCCAAAUCCAACGGAGACGUGCAGUAUGCCAACAAGCCCUUUGAGCAGACUCUCUCUGUGGAACUGUGUGGCACAGCAGGCCUGACUCCCCCCACCACACCCCCUCAUAAACCAGUGGAGGACGAGCUCUUCAAACCAGACGGAAAAGCUGAGCUCACCACCAAAAGCUCUUGCCUGGCGCGGGCGCACAUACGCAAGCUCCCAGAGCAGACGGAGCUGUACGCCCAGCUGCGCCGGAUGGGCCAAACGGGCGACUCGGACGCUAAGGGAGGGACGCAACGGGCGUACGGGGACCACGAUUACUGCCUGUUGGGCCUGGGAGAGAGUUGCAAGGCGAUGGCGGCUGCACUCGGCUCUCAGUGCCGUGUGGAGGUGCAUGAGAAGGAGGAGAUGGCUGUGAAGAACGGGGAGCUGGAGGGACUGGAGGAGAGGCUCCUAACCGAUUGCCAGCAAAGGACUGAGGCUGAUUCGCCCGUGGCGUUGUCUACGCCCGGUCCAGAGCAGACCAGUCAACCCUCACCUGUCCGCCCUCCCACCCCAGAGCUGGAUGCCCAGUCCCCAGUUUCCUGUUCGCCCCCCUCCCCCGGCUGCAAACUCCCCUUCAGCGAUGAGAGCUCAGAGACAUGCCACGGAGCAGCUGAGAAAAGGAGCAAGACAAAGUGUGGACAAGAGAAUGAUGUGAACAAGUGCCAAGUGAUCUACAUUCACAACCUUCCGAGCAGCGUCACUCAGGCCAUGCUGCGUAAGCGCUUCGAGGCCUUCGGUCGGCCAGAGGACUGUAAAGUGGUCAUCAAAAACGAGGAGCGUUGUGGGGUGAUCACGCUGAGAGCCGCUCAGAACGGCCAGACCUCACGGCACAGGUGGGACUCGCUCGGUCCGAGCGGAGGGAGCGGCAGCCGGCGAUAA